GUGGCUCUGUUCGCCGCGGCCUCUCCCACCGGCCUGAUGAGCUGCAGCGGCUCUGGCGCGGACCCCGAGGCGGCGCCGGCCUCUGCCGUCUCGGCCCCAGGCCCGGCGCCCGCGGUCUCGACUCCCGCCGCACUGCCUGCAGGCACCGCUGCAGAGAACAAGGCCAGCCCCGCGGGGACAGCCGGGGGGCCCGGGACCGGAGCCGCGGCGGGGGGCGCGGGACCUGUGGCGGCGCGGGCCGGGGAGCCUGCGGAGCGGCGCGGGGCGGCUCCGGUGUCUGCGGGCGGCGCGGCGCCCCCCGAGGGGGCCUUGUCUAAUGGCGUCUACGUGCUGCCGAGCGCGGCCAACGGCGACGUGAAGCCGGUGGUGUCCAGCACGCCGCUGGUGGACUUCUUGAUGCAGCUGGAGGACUACACGCCUACGAUCCCAGAUGCAGUGACUGGCUACUACUUGAACCGCGCAGGCUUUGAGGCUUCAGACCCACGCAUAAUACGGCUCAUCUCCCUAGCUGCCCAGAAAUUCAUCUCAGAUAUUGCCAAUGAUGCCCUUCAGCACUGCAAAAUGAAGGGCACAGCCUCUGGCAGCUCCCGAAGCAAAAGCAAGGACCGCAAGUACACUCUAACCAUGGAGGACUUGACCCCUGCCCUCAGCGAGUAUGGGAUCAAUGUGAAGAAGCCGCACUACUUCACCUGAGCCACCCAGUCAAAAUGUACUUAUCUGUCCCCUUGUCCCAACACCAGCCUGUUUUCAUAAUAAACUUUAUUGUGACAGGCA
Erinaceus europaeus (western European hedgehog) is the source of this 774-nucleotide messenger RNA. It is a transcript of the gene TAF10, whose product is annotated as TATA-box binding protein associated factor 10. Gene Ontology annotation, cellular component: SAGA complex; transcription factor TFIID complex; nucleus. The transcript is spliced from 5 exons. Gene Ontology annotation, biological process: transcription initiation at RNA polymerase II promoter. Gene Ontology annotation, molecular function: promoter-specific chromatin binding; RNA polymerase II general transcription initiation factor activity. The record is from RefSeq and is a predicted model, not a curated record. NCBI's taxonomy places the organism in Eukaryota, Metazoa, Chordata, Mammalia, Eulipotyphla, Erinaceidae. The coding region runs from base 37 to 693 and encodes 218 amino acids.